This is a messenger RNA of Knipowitschia caucasica, 690 nucleotides long. The record is from the annotation of a GenBank genome assembly. NCBI's taxonomy places the organism in Eukaryota, Metazoa, Chordata, Actinopteri, Gobiiformes, Gobiidae.
AUGCCAGCUCUUUCCAGUAUUGCAGAGUCGUUGUCUGAAAGAGAGGAGGAUUUCUACGAAGUACUCCCAAUUGGCAGUGACGAUGAUGGAAAAAGGAUACAGGCUGAUGAAGUGGAUGAGAAUGAUGUAAACAGUUUGCAGAAUUCAAUCAUUGACUGGACAGAAGAUGAAACAUGGACCCCAUCUAAAGACACAGAAGAAGUUUCUACCUCAGAGGAGGAAACAAGAGAGGAAGACAGUGAGUCUGACGACAGUGACACGGACUACAUACCAACAAUACGAAUCAGACCUGGAGCUUCACUUGCCUACAAUAUUGAUGAGCUUCCUGUGGCCACUGUGGAGGACAUUGUGUAUGAUGGCAUAGGACAAGACCCUCACCUCCCACCUUGUGAUGAUCCGUCCAUACCAUGCAACAGCAUCAGAGUUGAAACCCCAGAGGACAUUAUUUCUGCACUUUUCAGAACUGGAAUAUAUAAAGAUUCUGGAGUGGAGCAUAGCUUCGAUAUGUGGCAUGGUGCAAAGAACCUCGGGAAACGAAUACAUGCUUCUGGCCAACAGCGGGAUUGCAAAAUUCUGUUGCAGUGGAAGAAAGACAUAUGCAAUCAUUUCUGGUUUUGCUGCAAAGUAGCAGAUAAUUAUGAAAGAUUCUUUCCCAUGUGGAUUGGCUUAUUGCACCCACGUCACUGGUGA